AUGAGUACCAUGAAGUUUUGCCGUGAAUGCAAUAAUAUUUUAUACCCGAAGGAAGAUAAAGAGAGGAAGAUUCUGCUGUAUGCCUGCCGCAAUUGCGAUCAUCAGGAGGUUGCUGAUAACAACUGUGUGUACAGGAAUGAAAUACACCAUUCGGUUGGGGAACGAACACAAGUCUUGCAGGAUGUAGCUGCUGAUCCCACUCUGCCACGUACAAAGUCUGUUCAAUGUGCGAAUUGUGGCCAUGGAGAAGCUGUUUUCUUUCAGGCUACUGCUAGAGGAGAAGAAGGAAUGACUCUGUUCUUCGUGUGCUGCAACCCGAAUUGUGGGCAUCGCUGGAGGGAUUAA
Striga hermonthica is the source of this 345-nucleotide messenger RNA. Lineage: Eukaryota; Viridiplantae; Streptophyta; Magnoliopsida; Lamiales; Orobanchaceae. The record is from the annotation of a GenBank genome assembly.